AUAGACGGGAGCUGCACCAAGGUUCAACCCCAACAUACCGAUAUUAGCAGGGUGCGAAGAAUGUGAGAGAAGAGAAUUUGCAAACUCAGAUACACACAGAUCCUCUUCACACACAGGAGACCUUGCGCCAUCACCGGCUUUGAGUGUGUAGAGGAAAGGAAGAAGGGAACAAGGAUUGGAAGAAAAAGCUUCUUCAUGUCUGUAUUCAAACCAGUGACCAUAUGCAUCAGAGACAAGAGAGAUGGGGGGAAAGUGACCCCCCCAAAAUAUCCUUUACAACCUCAAACCAAUUUUUUUAAUACAGCAAUAGGAUGGAGCAAAAAGAAGAAUGGGAAGGAUCAAGAAGAAAACAGAUAGACUUAUGGAUGGAGCAGUAGACCAAAACGUAGAGAGACAAAGAGAUGAUAAGAUAUGUGCCAAACUUAAUUGAUAAGUAGAAACAGAGACUGAUGGACAUCUAGUACGCUUUCCUUGAACUCUCUCCUGAGGACUAGAAUGUUAAAAAAUUCUUCUGAGCAACUUACCCUGGACCAUUUCCCCAUGAUGACAUCAUCAACAAACUUUUCUUCGUGGCUACUGCUAGGUAAUGGCUCCUUAUCAGAAGGAGGUGAAUCAGCUGCAGUCCUAGGAGCUGUGUUGAGUCUGAUGUGUGUUACUGGGGUGGCCGGCAACCUCUAUGCCCUGGCAGUAGUGCGGGCCUCAGCCUCGGCCUCCUCUCUGUACGUCCACCUGGUUAACCUAGCCUUGGCUGACCUUUUGUAUCUCUUGACAGCCCCCUUCAUUGUUCAUAAUGGGCUGGUGAAAGAUUGGCCUUUUGGGGAGGCUGGGUGCCGGAUUCUGCUCAGCCUAGACCUCCUCACCAUGCAUGCCAGCAUCUUCUUGCUGACCCUGAUGAGCUGUGAGCGCUACACUGCCGUGGUGCACCCGUUCCAGGCUGCCAGCCGUGCUCGGCGAUGCAGCCGACCUCUGGCCAUUGCUGUUUGGCUCCUGUCCUUUGCUCUGGCCCUCCCCAUGAUGGUCAUGAUUCACCAGGAGGAGCGUACAAUGGGGAAUGGAGCUGGGGUACGCCGCCUCUGCUCCCCCACCUGGAGUGAGGAGCAGUACAGAGUGUACCUGAGCAUCCUUUUUGGCACCAGCAUAGUGGCACCUGGGAUAGUCAUUGGGUCACUCUACUGGCGCCUGGCAAGAAGCUAUUGGCUGUCGCAGACCCGUGGAGGCCUGGGACGUUCCCCCAAGAACCGUGUCUUCCUCCUCAUCCUUGUGAUUGUCUUGGCCUUUUGGGCCUGCUAUUUGCCCUUUUGGAUCUGGCAACUCCUUCCCCUUUACUGCCCAUCGGCAGCCCACCUGCCCAUCCACACGGAGAUCUCUGUCAAUCACCUGGUGACCUGCUUGACCUACGGGAACAGCUGCAUCAACCCUUUCCUCUACACUCUGCUCACACGCAACUACCGUGAAUACCUACGUACUCACCGACGAGGGGCUUCCUGGGGCUUUCUGCCAUGCCUCCAGAGCAGAAGCGGGUCUCAGAGGGAAGGGGCUACAGUCGCCUGAGCAGAUACAGGAACGAAGAAAUGUAUCUCAGAUGCUUCUGUCUGAGCUUUCCCUUGUCUUACAUCUUCUUCAUCCAUGCUUGAUGAAAGAAAGCGUGCCUUUGGACAAAAAUGUAGCACAACAUUCUUUGUUAAACAUUUCAUUGCUGGGGCAAAAGCAGAACUUCUGUGGCCACGUCUAGAGGCUGCUUGCCUGUUCUAGAAUAGAAUUUCCAGGUUUUUAUGCACACCAGUUUUGUAAGCAACCAAAGAGCAGAAAGUUAAACGGUAAAGGUGUUUCCUCAUCAUUUUGGUGCAUGCCAAUGGACAGUUUUAGAUUUUUGUACAGGGAUGAAUAAUACUUAACUUGGGCACCACCUAUUUCAGUGAAGUCUAUCCUGGGCUCUUAAAUCUUCAACGGGAGACCUUUUGUCAAUAGCUGCUGAAAAUAUUUGUAAUCUCAGCAUCAAACUCUACUUUUCCCAUGGCAGAUCCUAAAUUAUGAAACAAUUUGCACUGGAGUAGAGGCUCCUCCCUGUUGAAGUUUAGGAGGGGGUGAAAAAGUGUAAUUUUUUUUUAUGUUACUUGUUUUUACUGGUUGGUUAGAUUGGAUUUUAUUGUAAAUAAAUGUUUCUAAGCUGUCCAGAGCAACUAAAUGGAGUGGGUGGCAUAUCAGUGUUUAAAUAAAUUAACUAAAUAUUUCCCCAAGUUAGAAGGAUAAUUUCUCAUUGUUUUUUUUUCUCUCUCUUCUAAGCAGCCAUUCAGUGCGCACUUCAUGUUGGUUUUAUGUCUGCUUUUUAAUUUUUAUUGGGGGGAGGCAGGUAAUAGGUUUAUUUCAGGCUGGACAAUCCACAAGUCUAGGACCAAAUUCCGCUAAUGAAUAUCUCUGGUUUCUGUGGUUCCCAGA
Messenger RNA from Python bivittatus (Burmese python), 2436 nucleotides. Its product is annotated as urotensin-2 receptor-like. NCBI's taxonomy places the organism in Eukaryota, Metazoa, Chordata, Lepidosauria, Squamata, Pythonidae. Gene Ontology annotation, molecular function: urotensin II receptor activity. The record is from RefSeq and is a predicted model, not a curated record. Gene Ontology annotation, cellular component: plasma membrane. Gene Ontology annotation, biological process: regulation of blood pressure; neuropeptide signaling pathway; blood vessel diameter maintenance.